Molecule: messenger RNA, 1544 nt
Organism: Aspergillus pseudotamarii
Lineage: Eukaryota; Fungi; Ascomycota; Eurotiomycetes; Eurotiales; Aspergillaceae
Product: DXO/RAI1 family decapping nuclease
Exons: 8
Coding region: 162-1145 (327 amino acids)
Biological process (GO): NAD-cap decapping; nuclear-transcribed mRNA catabolic process
Cellular component (GO): cytosol; nucleus
Molecular function (GO): mRNA 5'-diphosphatase activity
Source: RefSeq, a predicted model, not a curated record
UUUUUUUCCCUUUUCUUUUCUCAUAUUUGACUUUUACUAGCCACAAUUCUUCCUUUUAUCCAUCUUCAGCCCUUUCUUUCCCCUAGCUGCAACGUACUCUUGAUUAUUCGCUGUUGAUCUAAUUAAAGCACUAGUAUACUCAAAAUACAUCACUAAGUAUUAUGAAUCGAGGCGCUUUUGACAUACAGCCGAUUGGCCGCUUCUAUGGAUCCAAUACUACGAUUCGCCGUCCUAAGGAGAUCACUUGCUUCUCAUAUGACGACCAGCACUCCUUUCACUUAGGGGAUUCGUCUCUACGAUACUACUAUCCGCCACGUCUUCCUGCAGACUUGAAUCGCGGUUAUGAUACUUUCCAAAAGCUGGAUGAUUCAGCAGAUGAGCAUCUAGAUGCUCUACUAGAAACGAUCAUGGCCUUAGAAAAAGAGACAGGAACGAAAUGUGAGGCUGACAUCAUCACCUGGAGGGGAAUGAUGACCAAAAUACUGACGGCGCCAUUCGACAAUUUAAAUGGAUUCGAAAUGAAUGCGACCCGGUUCCAAGACACCAUAUUUAUUGAAGAGAACAAUCUCUACAAGAACCAGCAAAAACAGUUACAAAAGAAUCAAAGAAUGCCCCCAGGGAUGCCUUCUCAGGAUAUGAUGGCCUAUUGGGGGUACAAAUUCGAAACACUAUCUCUUCUCAACCAGCCAUGGGACUCAACGACCCGUGAAGAGAUCGAAUCCCGGGAUGAGCUAGUUGUGAACAACAACGCCCAAUACUGCUCAAUUGUACGUACAGGAAUAGGCAAGACGCGACUGAUAAUCGGGGGCGAGGUUGAUGCCGUUUGGGACUGCAAGCCUGCUCGAAAGGAAGACAGUAUCCACUGGGUGGAACUCAAAACAUCUGCAGAGAUAAGGAAUGAUCGAGACAUGGUGAAAUAUGAGCGGAAACUACUGAAAUUUUGGGCACAGUCGUUCUUGCUUGGUGUUCCUAAAAUCAUUGUAGGUUUUCGUGAUCAGCGUGGUAUCAUCCAUCGCUUAGAAGAGCUUGAGACUGCCAGCAUACCAAAUAAAGUCAAAAACGCUGGUAGGGGUACUUGGGACGGGAACAUUUGCAUUAAUUUCACCAGUACUUUCCUCGAAUGUAGGAACUCCCAAGGUGUUUGAUAUCCUGUAUCGCAUACUAAUGAGCUUAAGGGUUAAAAUUUACUAUUAAUGGGGACGGGAUGUGGAGAAUUCGAAAGCCCGAGAAGUCAUCCAUUAUUGAAGUUUUCAGACUCGAAGAGAGUGGAACGGGUGAUAUAAUUUCGCCAUCAUUCUCAGCCUGGCGGUCAAGGACAUGAGGUCUGCCAGUCCAAGGCCAUGAGUUUGUCUCCAUCCGCCCAGUCGGAUUCCAGGAUGUUGAACUAUUACACGCGUCGAAAUUCAAGCCAAGUGUAUCCACCGGUCCUACUCAAGAUUUAGUAAUACAGCGAGAGACUGCGACCGAUUAGCUAGCUAUGAUAGUAAUGCUCGCAUUCUGUGGUGCCGCUCAAGCACUUACAGGCAGUAUGCAUGGCAACGUUU